Aspergillus chevalieri is the source of this 1059-nucleotide messenger RNA. RefSeq names its product putative C2H2 transcription factor (Con7). NCBI's taxonomy places the organism in Eukaryota, Fungi, Ascomycota, Eurotiomycetes, Eurotiales, Aspergillaceae. Gene Ontology annotation, biological process: regulation of DNA-templated transcription. The record is from RefSeq and is a predicted model, not a curated record. The coding region runs from base 1 to 1059 and encodes 352 amino acids. The transcript has 6 exons.
AUGGAUAACAGACCUGCUUCGGAGUACGCGCAGUCAGACCAGGCUUCGGCUGCUGCAGCCCCUGCUCCCUACACCCCUCAAGCGGAGGUUCGCCCGGCUCCUCAGUAUACACCCCAGCCCGACGUCCGUCCCACCGGGACAACCGCCAACAUUUCGUCUUCCAACACCCCUCAGUCAGACUACGGUCUGAACCAGCCUCCUGCAGCCGCCGCCGCGCGCUCCCCCGCCUAUGAUUACAUGCCUCGACCUCAAUACCAUCACGCGCCCAGCACUCAGGCCGGCGGCGCGGCAGGUAUGGCUCAAGCAACAAAUCCCUCCAUCGCAGCCUCCAGUCCCACCUAUCCGCCUCCCUACUCGCCCUACCAGCCCCAGGGCCAUGACAUGACUCAGUAUCAAGGUCAUCCUCCGCCUCCGCCGCCACAAAUGUAUGCGCGCCCCGAAUGGCCGCACGGUUACGCUCAACACGGACAUCACAUGCCUCCGUAUACUGCCCCUGCUACUACGGUCUACUCGUUCGUCCCCAUUCCCGGUGCCCAGCAACAUAAGCGUCCCCGCCGUCGUUACGAGGAAAUUGAACGGAUGUACAAAUGUGGAUGGAAUGGCUGCGAAAAGGCUUAUGGCACAUUGAACCACUUGAACGCACAUGUCACAAUGCAGUCGCAUGGUGCCAAGCGGACUCCUGAAGAAUUCAAGGAGAUCCGAAAGGAGUGGAAGGCCCGCAAGAAGGAGGAAGAGGCUCAGCGCAAGGCUGCCGAGGAACGUGAACGUGCUGCUGCUCAGGCCGCUCAAGCCAACCAUGUCGAAGCCCCUGGAGCGCCAGACCCGACGCAAACUGCGGCCACUCAACCUCCGGCCUACCCUGGCGGUGUCCGUCCUCAACUACCUCCGAUCGGGUACCAACCCGCUGACGGCCAGGUGCACGGCGGUUACGGUGCCACCGGUGGUAUGGUCUACCAGAACGGCCAGAUGGCGUACCCUCCCAACUACCCUCACUCUCCUUAUACACAGGGUGGUCAAAUGUAUCAACCACAAAACCAACCAGGCAGCUACCCACAAUAA